This is a messenger RNA of Podarcis lilfordi (Lilford's wall lizard), 28216 nucleotides long. The record is from the annotation of a GenBank genome assembly. NCBI's taxonomy places the organism in Eukaryota, Metazoa, Chordata, Lepidosauria, Squamata, Lacertidae.
AUGCUCACCAGCUUGCUGUCGGAGGCCCCCUCUCUGGAGACGCUGCAGGAGAUAUUAGUGGUAAGGGAGCCCCCAAGGUGUCAGAGCAGGGGGAACCAGCAGCUCCCAUGCCGGAGGACAGACCCUCUUGAAAUGAUUGCACGGGGGGCAUCUGUGGCCAACUCGCUGGUUGUGGGUGCUGAUGGUCAAGUGGGCCUCUGUUCUGCUAGCAAUGCUUGUGCAAGGCACACAAGAUAUGUCCUCUGCUGAUGGCGUAUGGGGAAGGGCCGUGGCUCGGGGCAGAGCAUCUGUCUUGCAUGCCCAAGGUCCCCGGUUCAGUCCUCAGCAUCUCCAGGUGGGGCUGGGAAAAGGCUCUCUGUCUGAAAGCCCAAAGGGCCAACUGCCAGUCCUCAGUACCUGUGGAUCAAUGGCUGGGCUUGGUCUAAGGAUGCUUCCUGCAUUCCAUUGCUAUGGCUGUGGUGAGGUGUAUGUUGUAUUGUUGUAAUUAUCACACACACAAACACACAAAUGACAGAUUGCAGGGCGGUUCACAACAUAAAAAUACAAAAUCAGAACAGAAAAUGCAUAAUAAAACAAAAGCAACCCAAGAGCCAAUUAAUAUCUAAUUCUACUAAUGCUUUUUUUUUUAAUGGCUUCUUUUUUCUGUGUCUUUAGUUGUUCUUGUUUUGUUUGUAAGCUGCCUCGAGUCCCUGUCUGGGAAAGAGGUGGGGUAUUAAUAAUAAUAAUAAUAAUAAUAAUAAUAGUAAUAAUAAUAAUAAACAAAUUGCAGCAAACUUUCUCCUUUACAAAACAACCCCUUUUUGCAAUUUGUCCCCUCUAUGAAGCUUUGUGAAUUUGCAAACCUGGAUUAAGGGUUGUCCUUCCAUGUGAUGACGAUGAUUUCUCUCUUACAGCACACAAAUGGCUGGAUUGACUCCACAAAAAUCAGUGAGAGGCAAAGAGCAGUCAAGACCACCAACGUACUCAUGAAAUAUGUCUCCGAGCAUUUGGACUUUGAUGUGAGUGACCAAGGCUUAAUGCUGCAAUUUCAAAUCGUAUUGCAUUGGAAAGUUCAGGUGUGAACUAGAUGAAAGCUGUAUGGCAUGGCCAUCCCAAGGGAAGGUGCCAGCCAGUGCUAUUUUUCUAGAAAAAGAGGUGCCAGGACUCACCAUGAACUCACCUCCCUCAUUCUCUUAUAAUGGCAAUAGCGCCCACCUGAGAGGUGCCAGUGUUAGCUAUUUGCAGUAUAGUAGCACUGCAGAGAGCUUGCUGGGGAGACCAUGCGUUAAAAAGGGACUCAAAAAUAACUAAACAAGGUUUUAAUAACAAAAACAAAAACUCCUUAUACACUAAAUACACCAACAACAAACCAGGCCCAACCACCAACCCAUCCCCCAGGGUAACGGAAGAGCUAGGUGCUGCUCCUUAUAUACUACACCCAAAUGCUGACACAGCUUAAUCAAUACAACUCAGCACCUGCUGUGUUUCACAGCUGUAAAGCUGGGUCUCGUUAUUUUGCUCUGGCCCCUUAAAGACAUACACAUCGGGUGGAACAAUGAUGAACCUUUACAUUUAAAGAAACCAUUCAACAUUUCCCCUGCGGUUCAUCAUUGUGGAACAAAAUCAUAAAGCAUAUUUUGUACAUGUCUUUCAUGAGUAACCUUUGGAAGCGCUUUAGUAAAAAUGUCUGCAAUUUGAUUGUCACCUGGAACAUAUUGAAAUACAAUCAUUUCGUCAGCAAUUAGUUUCUUUACAAACUGUAAACGUAAUGUCAGGGCUGCCUCAGGUCUCAGCUCACAAAAGACCAACGCCAAGUUCUUCUUAUAUACAAAAGUGUUUAUUGGAGUUCGUUGUUUGCUUCACAUCCGAGGCGCGCAGCCCCACGUCUGUUACGCUUAGACCGUUGAAGUCUCCUCUGAGUCAGUCCCUCCCCUGCACCAGUUUAAGAGGCUUGCGCUGCUCCACCUCUUCCUCUCUUUCCUUUUCCGCAGGGUCUUCCUGCCCGCUGGGGUUUCGCCCCUCCUGGAUUCCCCUGACGCGGAUCCCCAGAUUGCUCUUCCCCCCUCCUGCGGGCUUUGGGACCUGGCUCCUCCUCCGGGCUCCCUCUACUUCCGCGCGCCUCCACAUUUGAACUUGGCGCGCGCGCCCAACCUCUAACCUUCCUUUUGACAGUUACACUACUCCCUUCACUACUCCCCUCCCUUUCCGGGAGGGUGGCUUGCUCCGACCUCCCUCCCUUCUCUGCUGGCAGAGCUGCUUCCCCUGAUACACUGGAACCUCCACCCCCUUCGCUGCACUCUGGCGGGGAGGCUGGUCCUGACGCCCAGCUGCCACUUUGGGAUCCCCCGCUGGCCCCCUGCUCCUGACACGUCCCCCCUGGGGCUCCCCUGGCCUUGACCACCGGCGCCCCCUUCUGGGAAUCCUCUGAUUCGCUGGAAAGACUCAUGGAAUCUCUUGAGUCAUUGUCAUCCUCUUCCUCGCUGUCCUGGGAUUCAUCCCCAUCGCUCUCCAUCUCCUGCCUACCCUGUGCCUCUGUCCCUGAACCCCUGACACGUAACCUUAAGACUCUAGUGCGCUGUGCAUUGGUCUCUGAACACAGGAUAGCUAGUCCGCUCUGGGAAUCAAGGUAAACUCUUACUGGUAGUGUUACUUUCAUCUGUAGGUCUGCAAAUACUUGCAGAUACCAUUCCACAUCACGAGUGGCCUGAACGCAUGCACAUAAUUCACUCUCUGUUGUGGAGAGACAAAUAAUGGUUUGUGUCUGGGACUUCCAUUCAAAUGGACAACCGUUAUAACAAAACACCAUACCAGACACAUCCCUGCAAUUAUUUUGUUCCACUGCAUGAGAUGCAUCGCAGAAAAUUUCAAAACCUUUGUCAAUACAUGAUGUAAACUGCAACCUAUAAUGUUUGGUAUGUUUAAGGUACACUACCACUCUCUUAAGAGCAGAGAAACAUUGCGUAGUGGGCUUUUCCACAAAUUUUGCCAGAAAGUGAAAGGCAUAAGUUAUAUCUGGUCUUGAGAUUCUUUGAAUGAAAUUUAGCUUGCCUAUAGCAGAACGAUACAAAGUUUUGUUAGGAAAUGGCUUAUCUUCACCUGUAAAGGUGAAACCACACACCAUAGGCGUUUCCUUCCCAUUUGCAUUUUCUUAAACCCAUUUUGAAUCAAUAAGUCUCAUAUCUGGGGUUUGUGGUACAAGAGACCAGGUGUUAUGCUCUUUUAAAGAAGCUAUCUCAGAGUUGAUAGCUUUAUACCAAUUUACAGCUUGGUGCUUAGGUAAAUUCUGAACAUCAUUGUAGCAUUUUGGCUCAAAAACCGCCUUAUUGGCAUACACAGUAUUUAAAUGUUCAUCUGCAAAACGUUGUGGCUUCUGUCUCUUUCUAUCUGAACGUCUCAGUCCGGAAGGAGAGUCAGACUCCUCAGACUUAAUGGGACUAAGUGAACUACUAGUUUCAGGUUGUAAAUCAUCAUUGUCAGACCAAAGAGGUGCCUGUAGGCUAAGCUCACAGUCAGAAAACUCAAGAGAAUCUAAGCUCCCCUCGGGUGCCUGUGACUUUAAAUCAUCAAACAAAUUAUCAGAUUCAACAGGCUUUUUGUCUUGUUCCAUUAAUUCAGAAGCACCAUUUCCUCCUGCUGCUGCUGCUGCUGCUUCCUCUUCUUCCUCAGUGUCAUUUAUACCGUUAGUAUCUUGGAAAACAGCAACGCCAUUCCAAUUUACAGUUUGUAUCAUGCUUCUGGUAAUAUGAAAUUUGCCAGUUGCUGGUAUGUAAAUUCUGUAUGCCCCCUGCUGGUAGCCCAUUAAUUUUCCCUGAACACUACUGUCAGGGGUUCAGGAGCAGAGGCACAGGAAAGGGAGGAAAUAGAGAGCGAGGGGGAGGAGUCCGAAGGAAAUGUUAGCGAUGACAGCGGUCCGAGGUCUCUGAGUCUUUCCAGCGAAUCGGAAGAUUCACAGAAAGGGGCUCCCUUGGUCAGAGCAAGGGGGUGCCGAGGGGACACCCCAGGAAGAAGGGGCCAGAGGGGACUCAGAGAGCAGCAGUUGGAAAUCAGGACCAGCGUCCACACCAGAGUGCAGUAGGGGAGGAGUCCCAGGCAUCGGGAUCAGGCGGCGCACUGCCAGUGGGAGGACAUGAGUCAGGAUUGGCCACGCCUCCAUCGGGGAGCGAGGAAACGGUCGAGAGGAAGGUUGAAGGCUGGGCGCGCGCGCAAGUUCAAAUGUACAGGAGGGCGGCGCAGUUGGCAGCCCGGAUAGGGAGCCAGGUCCCAAAGCCCGCCGAAAGAGGGGGAGGAGUCAGGAGGGUCAGCGUCAGAAGAAUCCAGGAAGGAAGGGACCCCGGGGGGUAGCAGGACCCAGAGGAGAAAGGAGAGACGUAAGAGGUGGAGUAAGGCUAGAAUCUUAAACUGGUGUACAGGGGGGCGGAGACUCAGAUGGAGCUUCGCCGAUCUAACCCCUAGACGUAGAGCUGGGGCGCUCCGGCUUGAAAAUGGAAACUGUACUUCAAUAAAGACUUUUGCACAUUACUGCCGGCUAGCGUUGGUCCUCUGUGAGCUGGGACCUGGAGCCAGCUCUGACAGUAAGCUCCAUCUCCUAAAGUUUUGCACCAAAAACCUCGUAACGUGAGUGGACGCAGCGAGGGAAGAAGAUUGGUGCUUUGCGAGCUCACAAAAGUCAGGCAAGAUGACUACAGAACAGCAACUAGCAGCCCUGCAAAAUGCAGUGACACAACUCAACGCGGAGGUACUCGCAUCCAGGAAAAGGGAAGAGGAAGCGGCUGCCGCCUGCAGGGAUCCCAAGCCAGGUUGGAAGUGCUUGCUAAGCAGGGGCAACCGGGACCCAAAUCAGAGGGGAUUGGGCUGGGGAAAGAGGAGGCAGCCUGGUAUCUCAUUUCGAUGGGAAUUUGCAGCAGUACCCUAACUUCCGAGCAGACGUGCUGUUUGCGCUGGAACUGCUGGAUAAAGACUUUAGAGAUGAGCAAGAGAAGGUGGGGUUUAUCUUGUCCCAUUUGCAUGGGGAAGCUAAAGCGUGGCUGCGCAAUCUGUGGAGAGAUAAGGAUCCGGCGCUCCAAAAUGCGGAUGCAUUCAUUAAAGCGAUGGAUUCGUGUUUUUAUCAAAUAUAGACAUUGAUAUCGCCAGAAAAGACAUACAUGGGCUCAAACAAGGCAGAGCCAGUGUAAGGCAGUACCAUUCCCGCUUUUUGCAUUAGUCCAUGCGCUGGGAUGGGAGAAGGAUUCUGCCCCAGUCAGAGACCUUUUUGGGAAGGCUUGAAUGCAAAUGUGAAAGAUGAGAUUGCAAGGGGGGAGAGACCAAAGAGCACUCAGGAGGUUGUCCGGCGGGCGCUGCAAAUUGGGGUGCGUCUGGAAGAACGUCCAUGGAACAGAGAAGAAGGACGUUGGGGACGUACGCCAGUGAGAGCACCUCCCCUCUUUCCCAAGGAUACAGCGCGUGUGCAAUCCCCACCUCCGCAAGGAGGGAGAGCAACCGAUGGAGAUUGGAGGCGCCAGGGCUCAGUCAACAACCAGAGCCUUAACACCGGGAGCAGUCAAAGCGAAGCCUCCUAGAGGGAACAGGAAGUGCUACAUCUGCGACAGUGCUCAGCACAUGGCGAAAGAGUGUCCCCAGAGGCUCCACAAGCACACUGCAGCCUCAGCAACAGUAACAGAAGCAACUCAGCAGAGAGAAACACAGCAGGGAAACGACAGAGUCUGGUUGGAGGAAGAGGCACUGGGGCCCAACCAGACAAGUCAAUGAAGCCGUCCCCAGAGAUUUUGCAGCCCACAGACCCCCUCCCGCCCAAACCAGUGGUGCAGCUCACAGCAUCGCUCCAACUACCCAAUGGACUCACUAUGGAAGUGCCGAUUACCAUUGACUCUGGUAGUAACGCAGACUUCAUAGGACUGGAUUUCCUUCAAGAGCACAACAUAGCACUCCUGCCAGCCACGCUGCCUCUGAAAGUUGUCACGGUGGAUGGCAGGGAGUGCUGGGGGCAGGUGGUGCAGCAAACGCCUCCGAUGGUGAUGCAAAUUGGGAAUCACCGAGAAGUCAUCAGCUUCAAUGUCACCCAACUGUCGGACACGCCUAUAGUAUUAGGCAUGAGUUGGCUGCACAGGCACAGCCCAGCAUUGGCGUGGUACCAGCGACAACUGACCUUCGGCUCCUCAUACUGUGCGGAACAUUGCAUUCUGCCUAGCCCGGAAGGGGAAGAGGAUGACCCGCAGCUACAAUUAGGCACGCUGCAAGCAGUGCCACUCAAGUACGCAGCGUUUUGGAGGUUUUCUGCGAGAAGGAAGCGGACAAGCUACCUCCCACAGGUCUUAUGACUGCAAGAUUGACCUCCUGCCAGGGCGACGCUGCCAAACCGGAAACUGUAUUCCAUGUCCGAAGACGAGCUGCAGGAACUCAGGGAGUUCAUAGACCUCAACUUGAAGCGCGGUUUCAUCCGGGAGUCGAAGGCAGUGGGGGGGCAGUCCUGUAUUCUUUGUGAAGAAGAAGGACACGCCCCAAAAAAGGCUUGUGGUGGACUAUAGAAUUUUGAACUCAAAAACCAAGCCCACAGCCUUUCCCAUGCCCAAGAUAGAUGACCUGCUCGCAACGGUGAGGAAAGGACGCGUUUUCACAAAGUUGGAUCUGCGAAGGGCGUACAACCUGAUUCGCAUGCGGGAGGGCGACGAAUGGAAGACUGCCAUGUUCACGCCCCUGGGCACCUAUGAAUACAGAGUUAUGCCCUUUGGAUUACAAAAUGGCUCCCACUGUUUUCAAGCCUUCAUGCAUCACGUAUUGGCGGGUCUCCUCUACAAGAAAUGCGUCUGCUUCCUGGACGACAUCCUGAUAUUUUCAGAAUCAGAGGAGGCCCACGAGGGAGACGUCAAGGAAGUUCUGCAGAGACUGCAGGAGCACAGGCUGUACGCCAAGCUGGAAAAGUGCCAGUUCGACAUGAAGGAAGUAGAUUUCCUGGGCUACAAGUUGUCGGACAAGGGGCUCGCCAUGGACAGCGCCAAGGUUCGCUCAGUGUUGGACUGGAAGAGCCCGCGCAAUCGGAAGGAGGUCCAACGGUUUGUCGGUUUCGCCAACUUUUACCGCAAGUUCAUCAAGGGGUUCGCGAUGCAGACGGCAGCCAUUACCGACACACUCAGCUCCAAGAAGAAGAAGUUCAUCUGGACGGAGCAAGCGGAACAGUCCUUUCAGAAACUCAAGCGUCUCUUCUCGUCCGAAGAGCAGCUACUGCAUGUGAAUCCCAGCAGACCGAUGAGGGUUGAAACGGACGCCUCAGACAGAGCCGUGGGAGCAGUACUGUUGCAGCAAGACCCGCAUGGGGACUGGAGACCGUGUGCCUUCUACUCCAGGAAGCUCAGCAAGUCAGAGCAGAACUACACCAUCUGGGACAGGGAGUUGCUGGCCAUUCAUGCAGCAUUCAAGGCGUGGCGGCACUUCCUCAUUGGAGCCAAACACACAGUGCAGGUCCGCACGGACCAUAAAAACCUGGAGUACUGGCGCACGGCAAGGUUCCUGAACCAGAGGCACAUACGAUGGGCGGAGUUCUUUGCGGAUUUCGACUUCAGGAUAGAGUACAUCCCAGGCGACAACAACAUCAUGGCGGAUGCACUGUCCAGAAAGCCGCAAUACCUCGAGGAGGCGGCACCAGCAGCGGCCAAGCACAUUUUCGCACCGAAAGCGUGGGCGUGCGCUUCAGCAACCGUGGACCUGGAUGCUGUACGUCGAGCACUGCAGGAGGACCCCUUCGCGCAAGCAAAGAUGGCAGAGGUGCAAAGGGGCACGGCGGAGGACGACGAGUUCCAGAUACGCGACGGAUUGCUCAUCCGCAGAGGGGCCCUCUACGUACCGGGAGACGACCUCCGCGCGAAAGUACUGCAGCAGUUGCACGACGCACCCACCGCCGGGCACUUUGGCAAAGAGAAGACGGUAGAAUUAGUAGCCAGAGAUUUUUGGUGGCCCAAGAUGCGGGGGAAGUCGCGGAUUACGUCUCGAGGUGCGACACCUGCCAAAGGGCCAAGUCAGUGCACAAACCGCCGGCGGGACUGCUCGAACCGCUGCAGACACCGAUCGAACCGUGGGAGAGGGUGGCCCUGGACUUUGUCACGGAUCUACCCAGCUCGAGGGGCAAGACGGCAGUGCUAGUGGUGGUGGACAUGUUCACCAAAAUGGCCCACUUCAUUCCGUGCGCGAAGGUGGCCACGGCGGAACAGACCGCCAAACUGUUCAUAGACCACGUGUUCAGGGUUCACGGUCUGCCACGGUCUAUCCUGUCCGACCGGGGGCGACAGUUCAUCUCGAACUUCUGGCAGAAGCUGAUGGGUUUCCUGAACGUCAAGAUCAACCUAGCGUCGGCGAGACACCCGCAGACGAACGGACAAGCGGAGCGAGUCAACGCCAUCAUGCAGCAGUACCUGAGAUGCUACGCAAAUCAGCAGCCGGCAACAUGGGUGGACUACCUGCCGCUCGCUGAGUUCGCCUACAACAACACGAAGCACGUGUCCACGGGGGUGACACCGUUCUUCGCCAACAACGGGAGGCAUCCCAGAACCUUCCCGGGAUUAGCGAGAGAGGGGAGGGGGAGCCACAGGCAGCGGAAGCCUUAGCAUCAGAGUUGCAGGAGGUUCACGAACAGCUUCGGAGGCAGUUAGAACUAGCAAAGCACGCAUACAAACUGCAGGCUGACAAGCACAGAAGGGUUGGGGAAGACAUACAGGUGGGAGACUGGGUUUGGUUAGCAGCCCAGGCAGUGCCGGCCAGAUCGUUAGCGAAGAAGAAGCUAGGGCAUAAGCAGCUAGGACCCUACCAAGUCGAGGCACAGGUCAAUCCAGUGGCCUUCCGGUUGACACUGCCGGAGGGAUCCAGAAUGCACCCAGUUUUCCAUAGAUCAGUGCUCACGCCCUACAAAGCACCUCAUAGAUUUCAGGAGCCAGGAACGGCACCAGACCCGUUCAGGGAAACGCCCACAAGGGGGUCGCCAAGGCGGGAACCCGUCAACGAAGUCACAGAGAUUUUAGACUCGAGAUGGGGGGAGGAGGGAGUGGAAUACCUCCUCGCCAAGGAAGGUACCCCGGCUAGCGCCAACAGUUGGGUGCCAGAUUAUGCUCUGGAGGAAUCUUGGCUUAAGGACGAGUUCCAUGCCCUUUUCCCACACAGGCCCAUGCCAGCCGAGUAUUUCGACGACUGGCUUUUCACACCCACAUUUUCAGCUAGCACAUUCCAGGGGUUCACCUCGGACGAGGAACCGGCACUAGAAACACGUUCCCCGGAGGGAUCACCCUCGGGGUCUGCCUCAGACCGUUCCUAUUGGUGGGACAAUCAACCAGAGGAGCAGUGGCGCAGGAAGUGGUUGGGGGGUCCUUGGCAGGCAACGUCCCCGGAGGAGACCGGGGAGAGACGGACAUGGACGUGUUGGGGAGGACCUUGGGUUCGAGCACGGCGGCAAAGAGAUGGAAGCAGAGGAAAUUGAGGUCGGCGAGAGCACGGAGGACGAGCCGGACUUAUCCGGCUGGAUGCACGCCACGGGGACGAACUGUAUCCGGCACUCACCCCCACAACGACGGAGCACCCAGUACCCACACCUGAAGGAGGGGAGGGGGAAGGGGGGCUUCGAGGGGGAUGGAUGUCAGGGGUUCAGGAGCAGAGGCACAGGAAAGGGAGGAAAUAGAGAGCGAGGGGGAGGAGUCCGAAGGAAAUGUUAGCGAUGACAGCGGUCCGAGGUCUCUGAGUCUUUCCAGCGAAUCGGAAGAUUCACAGAAAGGGGCUCCCUUGGUCAGAGCAAGGGGGUGCCGAGGGGACACCCCAGGAAGAAGGGGCCAGAGGGGACUCAGAGAGCAGCAGUUGGAAAUCAGGACCAGCGUCCACACCAGAGUGCAGUAGGGGGGGAGGAGUCCCAGGCAUCGGGAUCAGGCGGCGCACUGCCAGUGGGAGGACAUGAGUCAGGAUUGGCCACGCCUCCAUCGGGGAGCGAGGAAACGGUCGAGAGGAAGGUUGAAGGCUGGGCGCGCGCGCAAGUUCAAAUGUACAGGAGGGCGGCGCAGUUGGCAGCCCGGAUAGGGAGCCAGGUCCCAAAGCCCGCCGAAAAGAGGGGGAGGAGUCAGGAGGGUCAGCGUCAGAAGAAUCCAGGAAGGAAGGGACCCCGGGGGGUAGCAGGACCCAGAGGAGAAAGGAGAGACGUAAGAGGUGGAGUAAGGCUAGAAUCUUAAACUGGUGUACAAGGGCGGAGACUCAGAUGGAGCUUCGCCGAUCUAACCCCUAGACGUAGAGCUGGGGCGCUCCGGCUUGAAAAUGGAAACUGUACUUCAAUAAAGACUUUUGCACAUUACUGCCGGCUAGCGUUGGUCCUCUGUGAGCUGGGACCUGGAGCCAGCUCUGACAACUACACUCACCCAAUUUCUGCUUAGCGGGAUAAUGCAUAAUUACAUCUGAAUCCCAAAUGCGUAGGUAUUUCAGAUUAGGGUGUUUUUUAAACAGCUUCUCAUAUACCUGAAGGAGCGUCUCCACCCCCAUCGUUCUGCCCGGACGCUGAGGUCCAGCGCCGAGGGCCUUCUGGUGGUUCCCUCAUUGCGAGAAGCAAAGCUACAGGGAACCAGGCAGAGGGCCUUCUCGGUAGUGGCACCCACCCUGUGGAACACCCUCCCAUCAGAUGUCAAAGCAAUAAAUAACUACCUGACAUUUAGAAGGCAUCUUAAGGCAGCCCUGUUCAGGGAAGCUUUUAAUCUGUGAUAUUUUACUGUAUUUUUUGUUUCUAUGGAAGCCGCCCAGAGUGGCUGGGAAACCCAGCCAGAUGGGCGGGGUACAAAUAAUAAAUUAUUAUUAUUAUUAUAGGGGGUUGUUAGGAUAUUUCCGUUCCACCUUAAACAGGGAGCAGGCUGUUGUUUGAGUCACAGUCUGCGUACUUCCGGCUCACAGGAAGUUUAUGUUUUGUACAUAGCUUUUAUUUCUCUCUCUGUGCCUGAACACGCAGGCAAGCAGUCAUGUUUUUCUUUGUUCUGACCAACGCUGAAUAAAGUUGUAAAUAAUGCUCUCCUGAGUGCAUCUUUCAUUGUGCGAACUCUGCAAAGGUAGUGCACAAGUCCUUGAAUGUGGAAAGCUGUUUCUGAGGCUUGUGUCGCUAAUUGACUGAUACUGCGUUCCUACGGGAGGUUGAUGGAUCGUCCGGAGUCAACGUGGGGGCAUGAUGGCCUUUGUCUCCCUGGCAGUAUCCCAACAGGGGUGACAUCUAAACCAGAAUGAUAACUGCGAUUUCUAACGUAACAAAAGGCAUUGAGCGCUUCAGCCCAAAAGACUUUGGGCAGAUUAGCAUUGUGCAGAUAAGUUUUAACCCCUUCCUGCAGGUCACGCUGCACAACUUCAACAAGCCCAUUUUGCCAGGGACUUGGGGGGCAAGAUAACUCAUGAGUAGUCCCCUGCGCUUCCAGGAAAUUCUCAAAAUCCUCAGAAACAAAUUCCCCACCCCAGUCAGUAAACAGGUUCUUAAUUGGUUUGUUAAAAUGCGUUUUUACCCAGUUGCAAAAAGCUCUGUACUUCUCAAAUGCUUGGGACUUCUCAGCUAUUGCAUAAGUCCAACAAUAUCUACUAUACUGGUCUAUCAGGGUAAGCCAGUACUUAGAACCUCCUAAUGAUGGUGGGAGUGGCCCAACUAAAUCACAAUGUACACGCUCAAAUGGCUCAGUUACUUUCCUAUCUGAGCACCUACCCUUGAGUGCAACCUUAAUGUUAUUCUUGCAACAGGAUAGACAUUGCAUAAAGAAUUUACAUGGUUUUAAGUUUAGGCCAUUAAUAAUAUUCUUUGUCUUAAUUACAUCAGCAAAAUUCAGAUGUCCCAGAAUUCUGUGUGCUUCAUGGGCACACCCGGAAUGUGGCCUUACAUUCCUCAACCCCUGGCUUGACUGUGCUGCUCUGCAAUUUAUAGGCGAUUGGGAGUAGGUGCGAAAAUACAGUCUAUAUAAACCAUCAGAGUCCUGGGCAUACAAUAGACGUUUGUUCCCAUCGAAAAACUCACACAUUGACUUUAAGAAACGCACAGUUAUGCCUUGACAAGCAAAACAUCUUACUGACAAUAAAUUGUCCACUGACGGGCAGUAAAUGCAGUUCGCUAUCGUAAUGUUUAAAGAGUCAAGUUUAAUAGUAUCCCUGCCAAGCGACUGCAAGACUUGUGAAUUGGCUAAAUGUACAUUACCAAUUUCCUCUUUAAAAGAAAUAAACAAGCUUCGAUCGUUGCAAAUGUGCUGAGAUGCUCCUGAGUCCACAAUAAAAGACUUCCACUUGGCACCUUUAAUUCUUUUACGAUCUGUAGUCCGAGCAUGAAAAGCUCGUGGCUCGUUUCUGUCUUUAUGGUACGAUGUCGGCUGCUGGGCUGACGACCGUGACUGAUGAACAGAAACAGACUUGGGAGUACUUUGCUUUCUUUUGGAUCUGCAGUCCUUUGCAAAAUGUCCCUGCUUAUUGCAGAACCAAUAACGCUUUGCAGCUUUAAAUGCAGUCGUAUCACCACAAGUUUGCAUAUGGCGUUCCUCGUUGUUUCUGGAAAUAGGAGUGCUUAUGGCACAAGCCUCCCUUCUAUCCAACUCGCCCAUUAAUCUUGCCGUUACCCCUUCCACAGUUAAUUGUGCUGGUGGAACGGCAGAUAUCUGGCUAGCUACACCAUCAAAGUCCUCAUUAAGGGAACAAAGAAUGAUAAAAACAUACUGAAUAUCAGGUAUCUCCAUGUCCCUUUGAAUUAAUUUGCAGCGUAUUGCCUCCAGACGUCUCAAGUGUGCUGCCAAAUCACCACCAGGCUGCAACUUGGUCUGGUACAGCUGCUUGAAAAACGUCAAUGCAGACGCUGACUCUUUUCUAAUAUGCACUGCUGCAAGACUGUCCCACAUUUCUUUGGCAGUUUUCUUAUUUCUUAUAUAGACUACUUGCUGGUCGCUGACUGCCAAAUUAAUUAUUGCCCUGGCUUUUGCAUCUCCUUUCGACCAAGCAUUAGUUACAGGGUCAGGAGAGUCAUCAGUUACAUAGGUGCGUACUUCUCUAGAGGUCAAAAGCGCCUCCACCCGAAAAGACCAUAAACUAUAGUUCUCAUCUGUUAGCUGUGGGAACACCAGAGCCUUCUCGGCUUCUGGAACCCGGUCAACCAUUCUGGAACUCUUCCAGACCCACAGAAACUACACUAACAGGAGAAGGAGUUUUCAAACCUUUCUCAGAGUCAAAAAAUAUGCAGUCAUCCACUCAGCAGCUGGGCCCAUAACCAAAGAUGUUACCUAUUUGCAGUAUAGUAGCACUGCAGAGAGCUUGCUGGGGAGACCAUGCAUUAAAAAGGGACUCAAAAAGUACUUAAACAAGGUUUUAAUAACAAAAACAAAAACUCCUUAUACACUAAAUACAUCAACAACAAACCAGACCCAACCACCAACCCAUCCCCCAGGGUAAUGGGAGAGCUAGGUGCUGCUCCUUAUAUACUACACCCAAAUGCUGACACAGCCAUUCAACAUUCAACCAUUCAACAGCCAGAACUGAGUUCCAGUGAGUUCUGGCUGGGGAAAAAGCCCUGGGGCAAGCCUAGGGUGGGCCACCUAAGCACAGCUCUCUUGCCCUGCGCCCCUCUGCCACCUUUGCCGACUGAAAGCAUGCCAGACGGUUUUCUCUUGCUGGGCUCUGUGGGACGAGGGCUGACUGUGCAUCUCUCUCUCUCCACCUCCUAGGUAUCCCAGGAUUUCCCCCUUCUUGGGCAGCUGGUGGCGCUCUUGUCCAUUCACCUCACAGACAACGUGAAGGAGAUUGGCCUGCAGUCAGCGGAGGCCUUGUACCAUCUCCAUUACAUCAUGAUAGCCAAAAUGGGUGAGGGCGAUGCUGGGAAAUGGCUUGUUUCUUGUAAGCUGCAGGGUGGGAGAUCUGUAGCCCUCCAGAGGCUGCUCCAACUCCCAUCAUCCCUGAGUGUUGCCCAUGCUGGCUGCUGCUGGGGUUGAUCAGGGAGUUCAGGAGGGCCAGAAUUCGUGCCAGCACUGGCCUAACGCCAACACCCUGUUGGCCAGAGACGAGAGGGCAGUCUUGGGGGAGGGAUUCACUGCUGAAGAACAUCAGAAAAGCCUUCUGGACCUGACCAGUGGCCCAGCCCAGUCCAGCAUCCUGUUCCCACAAGGGUUGACCAGAUGCCUGUGGGAAUCCAGCAAGCAGAAUUCAAGCUCUUUCUACUCCUGUACUUUGCUGCCUCUGACCAUGGAGGCAGAGCAUAGCCAUCCUGGCUAAUAGCCAUGGGUAGCCUUCUCUUCCAUGAAUUUGCCUCAUCUUCUUUGAAAGACAUCUUGGUCCGUGGCCAUCAGUGCCUCCUGUGGCAGGGAGUUCCAGAGUUUAGCUGUGCACUGCAAGAAGAAGGACCAUCCUGAAACUUCAGUUUCAUUGGAGGUCCAGUUGUUCUCAUGUUCUGACGGUGAGAGAGAAAGCUUUCUCUCUCCACUUUCUCCAUGCCAUACAUUGUGUCUCCUCUUCCUCGCCGUUUUUCUAAACGGACCCCCCCCCCAAAUGCUGCAACCAGCUCCACAAGCACCCCAGUCCUUUUGGUUGCCCCCUUCUGAACCUUUUUCCCAGUUCUGAAUUAUAAUUUUUGAGGUGAAAUUGAUAAUUGUUUUUGUUGGUCCCAGUGGGAAAACUGGAGGUUUUGAGCAGGGAGCACUAAUGCUGGGUUCUUUUGCAUGCAUAUUCCAAAACCCGACCCUGCUUAGGUAAGGAACUGGAGAAGAGGAGGAAUAAAAAUAAGAAAGGCAACAUGGUCAGAUGGGUCCGAGAAGACUUCUUCAUCCCUGGGCCCUCCCUCUUCCACUACAACAUCGCAAAAGUGGCCAAGGUAGGGGUGGCUUUUUGUACUCUUUAUUGCUAAGACCGCAGCCACUCCCAGUUAGCAAAGAUUUGCUCAUUCGGGCCAAUGGGGCCCUGCCCCACCAACUUCAGCCUGCCCUCAGGCAGCCCACGCCUUCUAGGGAUGAGGGAGAGAUUCAGAGCAGUUCACACUGGAAGCCAAAGCUAUCAAAUCGAGGCUUUCAGAAACAAUAGGAGAACUGAAACACAACCCGCCUUUGAAAUUCACAUGUCUUUGAAUUUCGCAAUGCCAAACAGUGUGUAAAAAUACAUGCGUGAGCUAUUAGUGUAAACAACAUUCAGAAAUGCAUUGUAUUAGAAUAAAUUGCUCCAAGACAAGUGCCCGGUAGCCUAAACUGCAUGCAGAAUUCUACUUAUUGAAAUUCUACCAGGUGCUGGGAGACCUAGGGUUCAGAUCCCCACUCAGCCCUGAAACUCACGAGUCAGUCACAGUCUCUCAGUCUAACCUAUCUCAUGAGACUAAAACGGGGAGGAGAGAGAACCAUGCAUUGCCACCUUGGGCUCCUCAGGGUGGAAAAAGAAUAGGAAAAGUUGACUCAUUCGGUGCAUCUUUCACAAGGCACUGCCAAGCCAAUGAACUAUGCCAACCUUGUGGUGGGUGUUUUUGUUGUAUAUUAAGAACUAAACCCACAGCCGGCAGGUUCCCACCCAGUCUGUUUGGCAUUGGUUAUAUAAUAGAUAGCCACUAUUAUUCACCCUCUCUGUUCCUGCGAGAAUUUUUUUUUAAAUUUUCUAGUCUGAUUUUAGAUUGAACCUCUUCAUGUUCCAAUGUCAUAACCAAUUUAAGAUGUGGAUCGAAAAUAGCAAGGCGUCACCUGACUUUUAGUUUUGUUUGUUGUAAAAUAUUUCAGCUACUUAAAUAAACACAUAAAUAGAAUCACCGAAUUGUAGAGUUGGAAGGGACGCGGGGGUCACUUAGUUCAACCCUCUCAAGGCAGAGUGGAGAUGUCUUUCACUUGGUUUGUGAAGGCACGCUUGGACUACUGAAACGUGGUCAGAGUGUGGAGCAGAAGAAAACUCCCUCUUCUUUCUUCUUUGUGCCAGGCUUUUGGGGAGCACCUCACGCCCAGCCAGAUCAACGAAGUCGUGCUGAAGGCGAUUGACAACCUGACAGUGGAAGACAGAGCCGUCUCUCAGGCUGCAGGAAAGCUCCUAAGGUCCUUCCUUGAGGAAUGCGGCAUGGAUAUGGAAGACGUAAGGCUCAAAACGGAGGCAGGGGGAGCAGGUUUCCUCUAAAUUAAACAUUCUCUUCGGACUUAGAAUUAGGUUCUUUCUGGGAAGUAAGAAGGCAUUGUGUGGGAAGUAAGAAGAGCCAGUGUGGUGUAGUGGUUAAGAGCGGUAGUCUCGUAAUCUGGUGAACCGGGUUCGCUUCCCGCUCCUCCACAUGCAGCUGCUGGGUGACCUUGGGCCAGUCACACUUCUGUGAAGUCUCUCGGCCCCACUCACCUCACAGAGUGUUUGUUGUGGAGGAGGAAGGGAAAGGAGAAUGUUAGCCGCUUUGAGACUCCUUCGGGUAGUGAUAAAGCGGGAUAUCAAAUCCAAACUCUUCUUCUUCUUCUUCAAUUUCCGUGUCUGUGGCUCGAGCCUCUGUUUCCAUCCUGCUGCAGUUCGGCUUCCAAAAUCAACCACCCUGUUUUUCAUCUCCCUGUCUGCUUUGGCAGUAUUUUAAUUACAUUAUUCCACCCUGUUCAUUUCAGUGCAAAGGAAACACAAUAUGGGCAACACUGAGGUCAAUUAAUAAAACUUUGCUAUGAUCAAAAUGAUCACCCUCCCAAAACUAACCUACUUAUUCCAAACCCUCCCAAUCUUGAUUCCCCCAACACUACUCCGCAGAUGGCAGAGAAAACUACACUCUUUUAUCUUCUCACAUAAAAAACCAAAAAUAAGCCCCAAAUACCUGCACCUCCCCACCUCAGAAGGAGGAUGGGGAAUCCCCAACAUGGAAGCAUAUUACAUUGCCAGCCAAAUACUCCAUAUAAUCCCAUAUAUACUAGAAGAUGAGACAAAACAAUGGGUACACCUAGAGAGGGACAUAAUUGAAAAUACCAACCCCAUCCCCACUAAUCCCCCUGCCCUACCACCCAUUAUUCCACCAUGCAGCACAAAACCUCCAGAUAAAAACCUGGCAAACCAAAGGCUUAUAUCGCCCAAUAGACUUCUGUAAAAAUAACAAACCUUUGUCAACACAAGAAAUACAAGACAAACUAGAAGACACCCAAAUGCCCUGGUUAACACAACACCAAUUACAUGCCCUCUUAAACAAUCCAACAAUAAAAUCAGCAGCAACUAGGCCCCUGAUAACCUUUGAAAACCUCCUCCUAACAACAAAGGGAAACAGUAAAGGGAUGGUAUCCGCAAUAUACAAAAUACUACUCCAAAAUCCCACAAACCCCCUAGACGCAAUCAAAAAACAAUGGGAGAAUGACAUAGGCUAUGAGAUUAACCCCACUCAAUGGAUCAGAAUGUGAUCUAAACCCCCCUUUAAAUCCAUAUCAAUGAAAAGAACUCACUCUGAAACCCACCUACAGGUGGUACCUAAGACCAAGAAAACUAGCGCUAAUAUGCCCAGGAACCUCACCAAAAUGCUGGAGAGGGUGCACCUCCACAGGCACAUACCUCCACAUGUGGUGGGAGUGCCCCAAAAUCCAACUAUUCUGGACAACAGCCAUACGAGAAAUAUGUAAAAUAACUAAGCAAGUAUUAGACAUCACCCCAGAAUUGGCCCUACUAAACAUCUUCCAAGACAACAAUGCCCACUUACACCACAAAGAACUCAUAACCCACCUACUUUCAGCAGCCAGAAACACCAUAACCAGACACUGGAGAGACUUGUCAGGAGUAAGCCUGGACCAAUGGUACCAAAUAGUAUGGGAAACAGCCCUACUAGAAAAAUUAACCAGUAAACUGAAACUGACACGGGGACAAACAGAAGAAGACGCCUUCACCCCGGUAUGGCUCCCCUUUAUCACGUACACAGCCCAACAAGACAAUGACAAUAAUCCACCAACAGCAUACAAAUCAAUAUGGCUAACCUGAUCCAAAACACCCACCCACCCCACUCUCACACGAAAACAAAGAUCACCACAGCCAAUCACAAACAAACAACCACACCCUAGGCCAACCCCAACCUCUCUCACCACCAAAGGAACACAAGUGGAGAAACAAUUUACAUAUUUUCUGAAUCGAACCAGUCAAUGUCAAGAAUAGAUCAAAUAUGGGUUUCGAAUGAACUGACUCCAAGAAUACUACAAGUUGAAAUACAAUCUAAAGUAAUCUCAGAUCAUAAUCCAAUAAAAUUGGAACUAAAAGGCUUUGAAGAAAGAACAUUUAGAUGGAAAAUUAAGGGUUAUCUUUUGGACGACCAGUAAAUUGUAGGAAAAGCACAAAAGAAACUAGCUGAAUACUUUGUUGAUAAUUGCAACAAGGGUACAAAGAUGAGCGUAGUAUGGGACGCAAGCAAGGCUGUGAUGCGAGGUUUUUUUAUCCAGCAGAAUUCAUUGAAGAAUAAAAACAGAGAAAAGGGGGAAAAGGAAAUUUUAAAGCAGAUAAUGGACAAUGAACAAAAAUUUAUUAGAAAACCAAAUAACUCCAAAAUAAAACAAGAAAUUAAGACCUUGCAAUCACAAUUUGCAAUGAUAAUAAACAAAGAAGUGGAAUGGAAUAUUAAAAAGUUAAGACAGAGAAACUUUGAAUUCGCUAACAAAUCAGGCAAAUGGCUUGCGUGGCAAAUCAAAAAAAGAAAGGAGCAGAACACAAUUAACAGAAUCAUUGUGAAUGGCGAAGAGAUAGAUAAUCCGAAAGAAAUUAGAAAAGGAUUCUUGGACUUUUACAGACAACUAUAUAAAAAUAAAGAAAGGAAUAAUAUGAGGAAAAUUGAGAGAUUUUUAAAAGGGAAAAGGUGCAAAAGAUCCCGGCAGAUAAAAAAGACCAACUGAAUGCCCUAAUCGAAACAGAUGAGAUAAAAGAGAUUAUAAAGGAAUUGAAGAGGGGAAAGGCCCCAGGACCAGAUGGAUUUACAUCAGGUUAUUAUAAAGAGUUAAAAGAUGUUCUGAUGAUACCUUUAUUUUAUUUUUAUUUUUUUAAUAAUUUUUUAUUAAGGUUUUAAACAAACGAAAAAGAAAAACAACACACACAAAAAACAAUACAAAACUUAACAAUAUAAACACAAAACAAUUAAUAACAAACUCUCUUUUCCAUUUCCAAUUUUAAGUUACUUAUUUUCUGGACUUCCUCAUACCUCCCUCUUUUGUAUUCCAAUCCACAUUAUUUAUCCAGCAGUUUCUUUUCCACUUUUAUAAUCCCAAUCUUUAAUUUAAUAAAAUGUUAAAAUAUAUAACUUCAACUUUUUAAACCUAAUCCUUGAUCUUAAUAUCCUGUAACUUUAAAGUUUUCCCUUUAAAAUCAAAUUUCCAUUUCUUUAAACUUCUUUAAUCUUAAUCUUUAAUCUUAAUCUAUCCUUAACUUUAACCUGUGCAGCUGGAAACCACUUAUUUUCAGUCCAACAUCACUCUAACAUUCCUUAAUUUUGCAGUGUUUCUGAAGAUAGUCUUGAAUUUCUUCCAGUCUUCCUCCAUCGACUCUUCUCCCUGGUCACGGAUUCUACCAGUCAUUUCCGCCAAUUCCAUAUAGUCCAUAAGUUUCAUCUGCCAUUCCUCCAGCGUGGGAAGUUCUUGUGUCUUCCAAUACUUUGCGAUGAGUAUUCUUGCUGCUGUUGUUGCUUUCUGAUGAUACCUUUAAAAGAAGUUAUUGUCAGAGCUGGCUCCAGGUCCCAGCUCACAGAGGACCAACGCUAGCCGGCAGUAAUGUACAAAAGUCUUUAUUGAAGUACAGUUUCCAUUUUCAAGCCGGAGCGCCCCAGCUCUACGUCUAGGGGUUAGAUCGGCGAAGCUCCAUCUGAGUCUCCGCCCCCUGUACACCAGUUUAAGAUUCUAGCCUUACUCCACCUCUUACGUCUCUCCUUUCUCCUCUGGGUCCUGCUACCCCCCGGGGUCCCUUCCUUCCUGGAUUCUUCUGACGCUAAGAUUCUAGCCUUACUCCACCUCUUACGUCUCUCCUUUCUCCUCUGGGUCCUGCUACCCCCCGGGGUCCCUUCCUUCCUGGAUUCUUCUGAUGCUGACCCUCCUGACUCCCCCCUCUUUUCGGCGGGCUUUGGGACCUGGCUCCCUAUCCGGGCUGCCAACUGCGCCGCCCUCCUGUACAUUUGAACUUGGCGCGCGCGCCCAGCCUUCAACCUUCCUCUCGACCGUUUCCUCGCUCCCCGAUGGAGGCGUGUCCAAUCCUGACUCAUGUCCUCCCACUGGCAGUGCGCCGCCUGAUCCCGAUGCCUGGGACUCCUCCCCCCUACUGCACUCUGGUGUGGACGCUGGUCCUGAUUUCCAACUGCUGCUCUCUGAGUCCCCUCUGGCCCCUUCUUCCUGGGGUGUCCCCUCGGCACCCCCUUGCUCUGACCAAGGAGCCCCUUUCUGUGAAUCUUCCGAUUCGCUGGAAAGACUCAGAGACCUCGGACCGCUGUCAUCGCUAACAUUUCCUUCGGACUCCUCCCCCUCGCUCUCUAUUUCCUCCCUUUCCUGUGCCUCUGCUCCUGAACCCCUGACAGUUAUGAAUAAUAUUUUAAAGGAAAGAGACAUCCCGGAAACGUGGAAAGAAGCAUUCAUUACACUUAUCCCAAAACAGGACUCGGAUUUAACCCAAGUUAAAAACUAUAGGCCUAUUUCAUUGUUGAAUACAGACUACAAAAUUUUUGCAGGGAUCUUAGCAAGAAGAAUGAAAAAGAUAUUAUUAGAAACUAUUCAUAAGGAUCAAACAGGUUUUCCUUCCAGGUAGACAGAUGAAGGAUAAUGUAAGGAACAUAAUUAAUAUUUUGGAAUAUCUGACUGCCAGGAAUGAGAAACAAGCUAUUCUUAUGUUUGUGGAUGCAGAAAAGGCCUUUGACAACAUAGCAUGGGACUUUAUGUUGAAAAAUCUGGAGUAUAUGGAGGUGGGGAAAGAGUUUUUCAAUGGGAUAAAGGCAAUAUAUACAGAACAGAGAGCUAAGUUGAUUGUAAAUAAUGUGACUACGGAAGAUAUUAAAAUAUCUAAAGGAACUAGGCAGGGAUGUCUGCUUUCGCCAUUGCUGUUUAUAAUGGUCCUGGAGGUCUUUCUUAAAGCGAUUAGACAAAAUAAAUUAAUAAAAGGGAUAACAGUUGGCCAGAAUGAAUAUAAAGUUAAAGCCUUUGCAGACGAUCUGGUAAUAACGAUUGAAGAACCAAUAGAAAGUGUAAAAGAACUAUUAGAGGAGAUUGAACAAUUUGGGAAAGUGGCAGGGUUCAAAUUAAAUAAGAAAACUAAAAUAAUUGCAAAAAAUAUGGAGCAAAGUAUGAUAGAAAUAGUGCAACAACAAUCGCGAAGUAUUGGAAGACACAAGAUUUACCCACCCAGGAAGAAUGGCAGAUGAAGUUGAUGGAUUAUAUGGAAUUGGCGGAAAUGACUGGCAGAAUCCGAGACCAGGGAGAAGAGUUGGUGGAAGAAGAUUGGAAAAAGUUUAAAGACUAUUUACAGAAAUACUGUAAAAUUAAUGAAUGUUAGAAAAAUGUUGGAAUGAAGUUAUAUGGCUUUAGUAGAAAUGAUAUAAGGAAUUAAGUAUAAAUAGAUUAAUAGAGUAUUAAAGGAAAAAAUAAGGUUAGAAUGUGUUAAGAUAAUUAUAGGAUAGAAAACAGAGGAAGAUGGAAAGGAAUUGCUGAAACAAUUAACAGAAGUGGAAUACAAAAAGGGAGGUGCGAGGAGGUUGUGGAAAUUAGUGAAUGAAAGAUGGGAUAAUGAAAUUGUUUGAUUUAUUUUACUGUUUUUGUUUUGUUUUGUUAGUUCAAUGUGUUUAAUGUGUCAAUGUUAGGUAGUGUUUUUGUAUUGUAUUGUUUUUGUAGUGUUUAAAUUGUUGGAAAAGUAAUAAAUAUAAUUUUUUAAAAAAUAAUAAUAAUGCAACAACAAACAGAGAUAGAGGUGGUGAAAAAGGUAAAAUAUUUAGGAAUUUGGUUAACUCCUAAAAACAUUGAUUUGUAUCAGAACAAUUACAUACCGGUUUGGAACGGAAUAAGGAAAGAUCUGGAGGUGUGGGGUAGAAUGAAACUAUCUUUUUGGGGCAGAAUUUCUACGAUAAAGAUGAGCGUCCUUCCAAAGAUGUUAUUCUUGUUUCAGACUAUCCCCAUAAUAAAGGGGGUAACGAUUUUUAAAGAGUGGCAAAGAGUGAUCUCAAGGUAUAUCUGGCAGGGCAAAAAGCCGAAAAUUAAAUUUAAGCUACUAACAGAUGCGAAGGAAAGAGGAGGCUUUGCCCUGCCAGACCUGAAGUUAUAUUAUGAAGCAGCAUGUCUUUGCUGGUUGAAAGAAUGGAUAAAAUUAGAAAAUAAAGAGUCACUGGACUUAGAAGGCUUUGAUAACAGAUUUGGAUGGCACGCGUACUUAUGGUGUGGGAAGAAGAAAAUUCACAAAGGCUUUGGGAACCACAUCUUCCGGAGUGCGUUAAUAGAAAUAUGGGAUAGGUAUAAAAACCUAUUAGAACCAAGAGUUCCACACUGGUUAUCUCCGUUAGAAGUUAUGAGUGUAAAGAAAAUUAAUAUGAGAGGUAAAUGGAUUACAUAUGGUGAACUGAUAAUUAAAGAAGGAGGAAAAUGGAAAUUAAAACCAUAUGAACAAGUUAAAGAAUAUGUUUAUGAUUGGUUGCAUUAUUUUCAGGUGAAUGAAAUGUUUAAAAAGAUUUUAAAGAAAGUGGUUAUGCAGAAAAAGAUUCUAAGUUUCAAAUCGACAUAAUAAACAAUGAUUGUAAAAUUCUGUCAAAAAUGUAUAAGAUAUUUUUGGAAUGGCAUACGAAAGAUGAAAAAGUGAAAUCGGUAAUGAUACAAUGGGCCAGAGAUUUCGGUUAUAAUAUACAAUUUGAUGAUUGGGAAAAACUAUGGAAAGAAAACUUAAAAUUUACUGCAUGCACGGCGUUAAAGGAAAAUGUGAUGAAAAUGUUUUAUAGAUGGUAUAUAACACCAGUAAAAUUGGAAAAAAUGUUUAAGACGUGUAAUAAGUGUUGGAAAUGUAAAGAAAAAGAAGGAACGUUUUAUCAUAUGUGGUGGGAUUGUAAGAAAGUGAAAAGUUUCUGGGAGAUGAUAUAUAAUGAAUUGAAAAAGAUAUUAAAAUAUACGUUUGUAAAGAAACCAGAGGCUUUUCUUUUAGGGAUUACAGGAAACGAGAUAAGAAGAAAAGACUGUAAACUCUUCCAAUAUGCAGUUACAGCUGCAAGGAUUUUACUGGCCCAGAAAUGGAAACAAGAGGAAAUGCUGACGAUUGAAGAUUGGAGACUGAAACUGACAGACUAUGCAGAAUUGGACAAGCUAACUGGGAAAAUUAGAUAUCUUAAGGACCAAAAGUUCAUCGGACUGGGGGAAAUUUGUAGAAUAUCUGAAAAAUACAUGUGAUGUGCAAACAACGUUAGUGAUACAGUGGUGCCCCGCAAGACGAAUGCCUCGCAAGACGAAAAACUCACUAGACGAAAGAGUUUUCCGUUUUUUGAGUCGUUCCGCAAGACGAAUUUCCCUAUGGGCUUGCUUCGCAAGACGAAACGUCUUGCGAGUUCUUGCGAGUUUGUUUCCUUUUUCUUAAAGCCGCUAAGCCGCUAAUAGCCGUGCUUCGCAAGACGAAAAAACCGCAAGACGAAGAGACUCGCGGAACGGAUUAAUUUCGUCUUGCGAGGCACCACUGUAUUUCAAGAAGCACUGUGAAAUUUGAGAUGUAUUGUUAUAAAAAAUAAUAGAAGUGGGAGGGAAGACUAAUGACAAUACUAAGGAGAAGGAAUGCGUGAUUAAGAGGUAAAGAUGGAUGAUUGUCAGAGAAGCUGAAGGAAGUCCAAAAAGAGAGAAUUUAUUUGUUAAAAAUUGGAUAAAAUUGUGUAUCUGUGUUGUAAAUCGAUAAAAAUUAUUAUAAAAAAACCACAAGUGAACAGCAGAGAACCGGCACAAGUAACGCUGACACCAAACCCUACAUACAUUAAGCAAAAUAGAAACAGGUUCACCACACUUUCUCAUCCUGGUCUUCUUCCAGCUGCCUAUGGUUGUGAAGGAGAUUUACAACCAUCUCCACCGGAUCCCCGACACCCGCACUAAGGAUGUGACGCUUUCGGCUAUUGUCAGCCUAGCCACCAAGCGCCUGCAGCCGGUCGUAGACAGCCUGUUGGACUGCUCAAAGGAGUGUGAUGAGUAAGUUUUUGUGAUGUGAAAAUGGGGAGGGCUAGAUUUAAGGGGUUUCUUAAUUUAUAUUUAUUUAUAUUGAAUUUCGUACUUGCAAAAAUUGUGCUCCAAGUUGUGGUUUCUUUCUUUGCUAAUGUAUGUGCAAUAUAAAGAAAAUAUCAAAGGCCUGACUUUUUUUUAAGAAAAGGAAAAAUGAAAAAUUCUGUUUUGAAAAAUUGCAGAAGUACCGCAGUGAUCUGGAAGGCGUUGGUCGCCGAUCCGUAUUCCAGCGUCAAGCUGCUGAGACCCCUCCUGAAAAGGCUGCAGGAUGAAGACCCCAAAGCGGAAGUCCCUUCCAGGCGAUGCAGCACUUCUCAAAUGCCAAUGGCGGUACGAAGCCACUCAGUUUCUCUCUCCUGGAUUGUUUUGAAUGGGAGCUGGAUGGGGCUGGGGGCUUCUUGCUGGGAGGGGGGUGCAUCUUAAUAAGUGGUCCAUCCUGUGAGCACCUGCUUUGUAUGCAGAAGGGCCCCAGCAUCUCCAUGUCGGGGAGUCCCUCGCCUGAAACCCUGGACAGCCACUGCUAGUCAGUGUAGACAACACUGAGUGAGAUGGACCGGGGCUCUGAGCCGCGUCUGAGUCUGAGAUCUUGAUCUGACGAUGACCUCUGCUGAAUGCCGUUCUCCUCUCCUUGUCCCUCCAGGCUACCAACGCUCUGUGUCAUAUCCUGUCGUUCCCUGAGGCUGCAGGUAUCCUGAAGAGCAAGUUCCCCCACCUGCUGUUUGCACUUAGCACUCAGAUCUGUUUUGUCCAUGAGGCGAGAAGAAGAGGUUCGAGAGCGACAAGUCUAAUCCCGGAGCCCUCUUCGCAUCUCGAUCCGCUGACGUGAGGGACCUGCUAAUGCAUUGGGGGGGGCCCUCCCUUCUCUCUCUGACCCAUAGCAGUGAUGGCUCAGCCCUCCCCCAAGAGAUAGGCUUCAUUUGGACAUGGAGGUUCUGCUUAGGUUAGAUAGCUAGGAGACCCAGGCUUCCCCAACCCCUGUGCUCUUCAGUCGCUUUGGACCACAACUCCCACCAGCCCCAGCCAGCACAACUGGGCUGAAGAUGGGAGUUAUUGUAGCCCAAAACAUCUGAAGGACACUAGGAUGGGAGAGGAUGCUGGAGACUCUCCCGCACGAUGGGCUGAUUUGGGUGUGGUGGGACUCACGUGUCAUGGAACCUUAAGUCUCCAUCAGAGCCAAAAGGUUGCCGCUUGUGCUGGAAACAUGGGGGAGGCUGCAGGGGGUGAUGGUUGGGGUUGGACUGCAAGAUGUCAAGGACCUAAAACUCCCCAGAUGAACCUACCCAGACCUUGUGCUCAUCAUCGGAAGCCCCUCUUCACGUGCCUCCUCCACACAAGAAGGGGCCUUUUCUGUGGUGGCUCCCCAUUAGUGAGUUGCUCUCCCCAGGGAGGCUUGCCUGGUGCCUUUAGAUGCCAGGCAAAAAUGGUCCUCUUCAAUCAGGCCAUUGGCUGAUUAACCUCUUAUGCCCUUUCAACUGUGUUUGUUGGAGGGAGAGGAGUUAUUGGUUUGCUUUGGUUUUUUAUUCUGUAUUUUGUGCUUUUUAACUUGCAUUUUUAUGUUGUGAACUGCCCGGAGAUCUACAGGUGAAGGGCAGUAUACAAAUUUUAAAAAUAUAAUAUUCUUAAUUCCUUCACUUGACUCAGGAUCGCUGUGCAGGCCCUGAAACAACUGAUUGGGCGUGUUGAAUACCUUGAUGAUUUUGAGGUUUUGGAGUUGCAAAGCUGCUGGGAUAUGCUGUCAAGUCCAGAAAGCUUUUUCCAAGGCAUUCGUCUUCUGGCAAGGUAAGAAGGUGAAAAGGACUGGCAGGUGAGGCAUGAAGAGCAAGGCCUGCUUUCUGGGGAAAUGGGGAUAAACUUCUUAUUUAUUUCAGAAAAUGUACCAUAUUGUCCAUUCUAUAAGACGCAGUUUUCCCUCCUAAAAGUAAGGGGAAAUGUGUGUGCGUCUUAUGGAGCGAAUGCAGGUGGGAGGCUCUGCUCAGCGUUCAAGUAACCUGGUAGUGGUGGUUGUUGUGCAGGAACGCUGAGCAGUUCUUCCUGCCAGCUUCAGGCUUGUGAAUCCUUUGUUUCUUACUCUUAUGUUUCAGGACCUUGUACACAUCCUCGAAAGAACAGUACAAGAGGAUUGCCCGAUUGGCACGGGAAUAUAUGUGCUGUCCAAGCAAUAAGAAGAGAGCCAUCGGCAUGGCGUUUUACUUGGAGGUAGGAACUGGAAACAGGGAAUGCCUGUUCUAAUGUUUCUAAUGGUUUCUUUAUUCCUCGCAAUUUAACUGUCAAAUGUUCUUUAGCAUUUACACAUUUUUUAUUUAAUUGUACAACUUCAGCUGCAUUCACUUCUAUCAUGUCUAAUAUAUAUGGACAAUGUUUUUUUGAUAGAAGAUAAAUGUAUACAUAAUAAAAGAUGCACUUACAGUGGCUUUGCUCCAACUUAGGGGAUGUCCGACUCCGAUACGGACACGUCCGAGACCUAGCGCGCAAGUUACUGCAGGCAGCAAUCAUACAGGUAUUCCGUUAAUGGAUGGACAAGUCUUCACCUUUGGAAGGCUAAGAUUUUUCUUAAAAUUACAUUUUUAUAUGUACUAUUGGAAACAUCUUAAAGCUGGUAUAAGUUCAUAUGUAUUUAUUUUUGCCUGCUUUAAAGAUUGAUUUUUGUGUGUCUGCUGGUUUAUUAUAUAUCAUUUUUUCUCUUUGUUCCGCUAUGUAUCGGGGUGGGGAGACAUAAUAAUAAUAAUAAUAAUAAUAAUAAUAAUAAUAAUCCUUUGCUCAUCCAAAUAAGCUGUUUUCAUUUAUUUAUUGAAGCCACUAAGUCUUUGAACGGAAGAGAUUUCUCCAGUUUCAAGCCUCAUCUCAUGCUGUUUAUGAGCCAAGUCCAAACCCUCUGCAGUUCAGACCCAGCUUACAAUGUGUUUGGUUCAGCAUGAUUCCAACCAGAUCAUGCUCCUUCCUUCCCUUUCCCACCAAAAUGUACCUGACUGUGAGAGGAGAGGCGAAUUAGAUUGGGAGGGCCAUGCCCAGCCCUAGAGGUUGGAAUGCGGGGUCCAGGCCCUCCAGAAACCAGCGGAGAACUCCAUAGUUCCAAAUGGAAGCACCAGCCUAGCUUCUGCUGUGGCCAGAUUGAGAUGAGAAGGGGCAGGAGGGGUCAUGCGUGGCUGGGUGCUUCUUGGUGGAGACCAUUGAACUGAAGUGAGCUGCUUUGGGGGCCAACCUGAAUCAAUCCCAGAAUAACCCGUUCAAGAGGUGCUUUUUAGAAACUGAGCUCACAGUCCAACUGUAAAACCAUGACAUUAUAUGCUUAUGAAAUACGUGAUAUUUACUGUCUGAUAAGGGGGGGGGCAGCUCUAUAACUUCCAUGGAUCACAACAAGCCAGGGGGUCAAAACAAGGCACCACCUUCUCAGGUGAAUAUCAGGCUUGAGUCCAUAAAUGUUGCUCGACUUUAUCUGGUGUCACUUAGGCUCUGCCAGUUAGACCACCUGUGCUGCUGCCGCUGCCCAAUCUAGCUGUCAAAGCCUCAAUGACCUGCGCUGCUGCCACUGCCUCUUCUGGCUGCUAAAGCCUCAACGACCUGCGCUGCUGCCACUGCCUCUUCUGGCUGUCAAAGCCUCAACGACCUGCGCUGCUCCCACUGCCACUUCUGGCUGUCAAAGCCUCAAUGACCUGCGCUGCUGCCACUGCCUCUUCUGGCUGCUAAAGCCUCAACGACCUGCGCUGCUGCCACUGCCUCUUCUGGCUGUCAAAGCAUCGAUUACCUGCCUGCUGCCGCAGCCCCCUCUGCCUCUCAAAGCCUCGACAACCUACUCUGCUGCCACAGCCCUUUCUGGCUGUCAAAGCCUCAAUGACCUGCGCUGCUGCCACUGCCUCUUCUGGCUGUCAAAGCCUCAACAACCUGCGCUGCUGCCGCUGCCCCUCCUGGCUGUCAAAGCCUCGAUGACCUGCUCUGCUACCACUGCCCCUUCUGGCUGUGAAAGCCUCGACGACCUGCUCUGCUGCCACAGCCCCUUCUGGCUGUCAAAGCCUCAACAACCUGCGCUGCUGCCACUGCCUCUUCUGGCUGUCAAAGCCUCAACGACCAGCACUGCUGCCACUGCCUCUUCUGGCUGUCAAAGCCUCGACGACCUGCGCUGCUGCCGCUACCCCUUCUGGCUGUCAAAGCCUCGAUGA